AUGAAUUAAAACGAUUCAAUUAAUUAAGUCACUUACGCGAAGCAAUUUAAAACUGGAAUUGGGACUCUUGGCUAUGAGAGAUCCUUUUCGGUGAAUCAAGACGAAAUGCAAUCUAAGGAAAAUAAUUAUCAGAAGGUUUAAGAGAAGGAAGUAAUCUGUUUUGAAGAUAGUCGAAUAACCAAAUUGAUAAUGGAGGGACACAAAUUGAUAGAAAAUUUUCGGUUACAAUUAAUCCUUGUAAUAACUGCAUUGUGGUUUUUAGAAGUACUAAUCCUUUCUCAAAUUAGAUCGACGAUGAAAUAUUCAUUGAAAAACAAGGAUCGGACUUAAUCUUAUGGCUUACAUUUAGUCUAAAUUUAAUACUCAUCCUAUUCACCUUUUUAAGCUACCUGACUCUGAUGAAUUAUUGGAAGUCUACCUUACUAAUCCCAAAAGAUCAAUCGUUCUUCCAUUCUGAUCAAAUGAAGCCGUUUCUGAUAGAGACGGGAUUCCUCUUAAUAUUCCCCACUGUAUUUACAAGAGGUAAGAAUAAUUAACUAACUAUCAAUAGACAUUCAUUUAACCUUUACUUUAAAAAACAACGAAUAUUAUUACACUGUAAAUGAAAUUAUCAUAAUGAUAAGUACUUUGAGGUCAUUCCAAAUACUGUUCAUCUAUUUGAGAUUAUGCAAAUUUUAUAACAGUCAAACACAGAGACUCUCAUUAAAUUACGGAAUCAUGAUGAAUCCUAAAUUUCUAUUCAAAUAUAUGAUUCAUUCCUAGCCCACUUAUUUAAUAGUAUCCAUGUUCAUCAUUACAUUCUGGUAUUGCACCAUAGCGAUGUGGAUUGCUGAAAAAGCACUUCAAAGAGAAAAUCUACAGACUAUUUAAUUAUUGUACUUAAUUUACAUCUAAUCUAUGUAGCAAACAUUGUUUCUUAGAAGUGAUUCUAUCUCUGUUGGCAUACGCCUAUGAAGACUAUGUCCCAAUUACAAACUUGGGGAGAAUCAUAUUAUCAUAUGCUGCAUAUGCUGGAUUCGUUAUGGCCUCUAUCAUAAUAAGUGCGAUAAUCCAAGCAUUUGAGUAGGAGUAUGGAGAAUAUUAAGCAUGUGUGUUGCUGGAUAAAUUGAUAAUGAAGGAGAACAUGUAUCAAGUCACCAGCAACAUUGGAGAAUAGUUUUACUAUAUCAUGAAGUUUGAUAAAAACCCAUUUACAUACAAUAGAGUCAAAAUUAUACAAACGGAAUUGAAAGAAUUUUAGAUGUUGAAAAGAUAAUAUAAAAGCAUUAUCUCAGAGAAUAUUACUAACUUAUUUAAAAGGAGGUCUAGAGAAUCUAAUGACAUUUUAGAAGAGUAUCAAGACAUCAUGAAAAUGUGUAAAUACCAAAAUAAGUAAAUAUAAGAAAUGCUUGAAGAACUAAUUUCAUUAUAAAAUUAUCAUUAUCACAAUUGGUAUGAUUGA
Messenger RNA from Paramecium octaurelia, 1441 nucleotides. The record is from the annotation of a GenBank genome assembly. Lineage: Eukaryota; Ciliophora; Oligohymenophorea; Peniculida; Parameciidae.